AUGGGUGAAAGCUACGGUCAAGGAAGCUUGAGCUUGAGCUUCGUGACUACUGGAACGAGAUCGUGCGAUUCGUCUAUCUCCAACAACGACUCGUCUCGGAAGAGAUCUGAGGGUGACAUCAUGAAUUUCAAGAUUGCCAAAAAACUUCGCACAAAAGUGAUUUGGAGCUCAGCUGAUUUGAAGCCGACAAAGAAUCCAGAGUUUGAUGCUCUCUCUAGCGACUCCAAAGAGGAAUCGUGUUUGUCUACCGGUUCAAGUGAGAUCUCAAGCACAGAAAGCAGAAUCAAAAUUACAAGUCAUGAGAAGCCAUACAGAGAAUCAAAGAAGAAAGAAAGUCACAGGUCGAGUUCCGUUCGCCGUAGGGCAGUAAAGAUCAUGGAGUUUCUCUCCACCAGCUGCUCCUCUGAAGUUAAGAUCCGUCAGGUGCUGGGAGAUAGUGCAGAUACUAGCAAAGCUCUCAGAAUGCUGUUGAAGAUGGGUUAUGUGAAGAGGUCUGGCGCAGGAGGAAAGCAUGAGCCCUUUAUUUACAAGAUUGAUUGCAUGACAAACUAA
Messenger RNA from Eutrema salsugineum, 552 nucleotides. RefSeq lists its product as uncharacterized. The transcript has 4 exons. The coding region runs from base 1 to 552 and encodes 183 amino acids. The record is from RefSeq and is a predicted model, not a curated record. NCBI's taxonomy places the organism in Eukaryota, Viridiplantae, Streptophyta, Magnoliopsida, Brassicales, Brassicaceae.